Messenger RNA from Ruditapes philippinarum (Manila clam), 1099 nucleotides. RefSeq lists its product as uncharacterized. The record is from RefSeq and is a predicted model, not a curated record. The transcript has 8 exons. The annotation marks the transcript as partial. NCBI's taxonomy places the organism in Eukaryota, Metazoa, Mollusca, Bivalvia, Venerida, Veneridae.
AUGGGUUUCAGUUUUUCGGUUAAUGUCAGUGAUGUUAAUACAAACGAAAGCACCGUUUCUUGUCAAAAAUUCGAAGUUCUUGAUAUCAUUAAACCACCACCAGUAAAGAAUUUAGCUGUGAUAAAUGGCUCAGAAGCUGGUUGUAUGUCUGUAGACUGGAAUCUCCAACAAAUUCGUACAAAAUAUAUUUGUAAACUGACAACAACAUCUAAGUGUAAAAGAGAUAUGACGAGGAACGUCUUAUACUAUCGUGAACGUCCAACAGACUUUGCACAAAAAAUAUGCAAUCUGCCUCCAUAUGAUAGAAUUGUGCUUAGUGUCACCUGUCGGAUUAUGCCACACGACACAGUAAAGGGCUUCUGGAGCAACCUCUCAACAGUGUCCUUUAGCGUACAAAAAGACGUCCCAUACAACUCUCCAAAUACAACCGAUGGUUUGUAUGAAAUUGGUGGAAGUACAGAAAAAGGCUCACAUUCGUUUAUUUUCUAUUUUAGGCCCUUAAGUGACUGUGACUUACACGAUAGUCCUGACAAUGUCGUUUAUUGCAUUCGAGUAAUUGGAAAUAGAACAUGCAUUCAACAUCCAAAAUUCUACAUAGAAACUGAUAUUCAGCUUAUGAAAAAGACGGAGAUAACAUUCUUAGCCAAGAAUAGCGUUGGUAUAUCGAAGCAAGUCAAACGUUUUUCUGUUUAUACAGAAGACAUAGCUCCGGUACCAUCUGAUCUUAAGAUAGACUUUACACGACGUCAAAAAGAUAUCAUGGUUGUUGCAACCGUGACGACAAAAGAGAAAGCCUUCAAACACAUAUACCAUACCGUGGUUUUAUGUGAACUUGUUGUGGAAUCUUCGUGUAGGGAGCCUUUGAAGUGGUUUAUACUUAAAACUUCAGAAAAGAAUUUAACCACGUUUGUUGGCACUGCUACUGUUCGAUUUGGUUUAAUUACACAUGCAUACAAUGAGACGCAAAAUGAUGUUAUUUCAACAGAGAUCCGAUGGGAAAAUUCGGAACAAAUAAGCCGUGAACAAGGAUCGGAUGGGCGUGUGACCAUUUAUUUAAUUCUUCCCGGGAUUGCUUUCUUGGUGAUUUAUGUCAUAUCCU